This is a messenger RNA of Pelagomonas calceolata, 1325 nucleotides long. The record is from the annotation of a GenBank genome assembly. NCBI's taxonomy places the organism in Eukaryota, Pelagophyceae, Pelagomonadales, Pelagomonadaceae.
GGCAUUGCUGCCGCGACGGCUUAUUGCUCACGGUGCCACAUCCGAGCAGCCGGUCCCAGAGCUCGAUUCCACGUCGUAGCCAGCUGGAGGACUCCCAAGGACACUCAGUCGCGUCGUGCACAAAGGCAGAGCCGCUGUGGUGCAGGGAGAUGCCAUCCAGUUUUCGCCUGGAGCAAGCCGCGGCAAGCGCUAAACGCACGUAAAACCACGUUGACGCACGAUCAUUUGUCGCAGCGGAGCCUCUGCGAGCGCAAAAACCGUGUGCGCGGCACCUCGCAGCAGCUUGGAGAAGCACAGCCCCAGGGUCUGGCGCAGCGAGCUGCCGACGCGGCGAGCCCAAAACCCACGAUGCUGCCAAGACUCGACUUCCACAGUUCAUUGAGAGACGCCGUCUUGGAUGGAAGCAAGACCGCAACCACGAGGUUAGUCGGCGAGCUCGACUCGAACACCGACGUCGACGGCCUCCGGCCCGGCAUGAGGGCCGCCGCGACCUGUCAAGGCGAGACCUUCGCCGAGCUCACCAUAUUGAGUAUCGAACCGGUUUCAUAUGAUGCCAUCGACGAUAAGCUCGCGAGGGCGGAGGACUGCGCCGAUGCUGCCGAACUCAAAUCAUUACUAAAGAGCUUCUAUCCCCGCGCGAAGCCGACGACGGCCUUCCUGGCCAUCCGGUUCCGCUGCGCCGCGAAUGCGAAUACGAUCACGUUCGUCGACGCGGCCGCCGCGUCGCUCAAAGUUCUUGGACUCGUCGGAGACUUCUGCUCGCCAUUAUUAGCGCGCGAGUACCCCCUGGCCGCUUUGUCUUUGAACGCGAACGACGCGCACUGCCUCCUGACCCACCAAUUUCCAUUAUUACCGUGGCUCCUGGUGGUGGUCCUACGACGGACAGCCGAGGACAGCGCCUGCUUCGCUCUCGGCAGGCUGCGGGGCCAGCGCUACGUCGACGAGUGGCUCCCCUCGGCGCCCAUGAGUAAAGCGGCGGCCCUGGCGGCCGUCGUGGCCGCGCCGGGCGUGUCGACGUGUGCCCUGGCCGGCGCGGCGGGCGUCUCCUGGUCCAUGUUUGGUGGAGUGACGCUCGUCGGCGCUUUGUUGCGAGCUUUGGCGAUUAGAGCUGUCGCGGAGCAAAUACCCGUGGGCCUGUUGGACGACUGGGCCGUCCGCUUUUUGAUCGCGGGCGCGGCGGCGGCCUUACCGCUCAUCAUCGCGUCGUUGCGCGUGGACCGAGCACAAAGAGGUCAUGUGUUGGGCCACUUCCCCUGGCCCUGGACUAGGGCGAGAUGGCUGCUGCACCGGCUGUCGCACCACACGAAGGAGGACUAACGUGAGCA